AUGCGCAAGAACGCAUUUUCGCUUGUGGCGUUUGCUGCCCUUCUCUCGCCUGUCCUCGGACACUGGAACUUCGAGUCGCUCAUCGUGAACGGGAAGGACACCCAGCCCUACGAGUACGUGCGACGGACGAAGAACAGCAACGGACCCGUCGAGGAUGUCAACUCCCGGGACAUGAUCUGCAACAAGGGCGGAAUCGACGACGACGUCAUGAGCGCGACCAAGACCUACAAAGUCUCACCGGGAGACCAGGUCGGCUUCAGGGUCCGCGACAUUUGGGGCCACCCCGGCAUCCAACAGGUGUACAUGAGCAAAGCGCCAGGAACGGCUCAGUCGUACAAAGGAGACGGGGACUGGUUCAAGGUGUACUCGCUCACGACGUCCAACCUGACCGCGGAUCCGAUCUGGUGGGCCCCGUUCGUCAACAACCAGGGCAUUAAGGACUUCAGUUUCACGCUGCCCACAGACCUGCCGCCCGGCCAAUAUCUGAUGCGUGCCGAGGGUCUCGCACUCCACAGCGCAGGCACGUACGGGGGGGCUCAAUUCUACAUCGGCUGCGCGCAGCUCGAGGUGACGGGGAGCGGCAAAGGCACGCCAGGGCCGCUCGUGAAGUUUCCCGGCGCGUACACCGGCUACGAACCGGGAAUCCUGGUCGGUCUGUGGUGGCCGCCCCUGCGCAACUACACUGCCCCUGGGCCUGCCGUGUGGCCGAACAACUGCGAGGACCAUUCUCCCAAUACUCUCGGCAAACCGAGCGACGGAGAUUGUACGCCACUGGCCGCUAACGCGAGAGGGUGA
Molecule: messenger RNA, 795 nt
Organism: Parathielavia appendiculata
Lineage: Eukaryota; Fungi; Ascomycota; Sordariomycetes; Sordariales; Chaetomiaceae
Product: lytic polysaccharide monooxygenase
Exons: 1
Coding region: 1-795 (264 amino acids)
Source: RefSeq, a predicted model, not a curated record